Molecule: messenger RNA, 2139 nt
Organism: Lachancea mirantina
Lineage: Eukaryota; Fungi; Ascomycota; Saccharomycetes; Saccharomycetales; Saccharomycetaceae
Source: the annotation of a GenBank genome assembly
AUGUUGGCGGCACGAAUCCGAGCAAUCCCGACUGCUCGAUGCAGUGCUUGGCCAAUGAGAAUUUCAAGUUCAAUUUUUCCAAAUGCCAUUCGGCAUUAUUCGGGAAUGAACGUCCCAAAUACACCCAACAAUAUACUGCGGCAUGCCGGCGAUCGAAAUAAGGUUAUAGAUUCUCGAUUUUGGCUAAGGAGAUGGCAGAGCACUCAAAGUAAUCGAGCUAAAAGCGACAGUAGGGGAGAUGAAUCGAAAACGUCAGGCUGGAAGGACAUUAAACGACUCUUUGUUCUUGCCAGACCAGAAUCAAGAAGUUUGUUCCUCGCUUUGGGACUCAUCAUUGUCUCCAGUUCGGUAAGCAUGACGAUUCCCAGCGUAAUUGGUAAGCUAAUGGAUGUGGCAGAGGAAGGACGGGACAAUGAGGAACAAAAAAAGGCUGGAGAUGAUAACGAAGAAGAAGAAGACGCUCGAUCAGAAACACUACUGCAUGGUCUUACGUUACCGCAGUUUUACACAGCCCUUGCGGUUGUCUUCGUAGUGGGGGCCACCGCCAACAUGGGGAGAAUUGUCAUUUUAAAAGUGACAGGAGAAAAGCUAGUGGCCCGUUUGAGAACGCGCACACUCAAAGCAGCAUUACAACAGGACGCUACAUUUAUGGACAAAAGUCGGGUUGGUGAUUUGAUUUCGAGAUUGUCUUCUGACGCGAGCAUUGUGUCGAAGUCGCUCACUCAAAACAUGUCAGAUGGAACUCGAGCUGCAAUUCAAGGUAUAGCCGGCUUCGGAAUGAUGAGUUACAUUUCCUGGAAGAUGACAUGCGUCAUGAUGGUUCUAGCUCCACCGCUCGCAGCGAUGGCGCUAGUGUACGGCCGGAGGAUACGGAACUUAUCUCGCGCGCUCCAGACGGCAGUAGGUGGACUCACCAAAUCUGCAGAGGAGCAAUUGUCGUCUACCAGAACAAUCCAGGCGUACGGCGGAGAAAAAUACGCCAUUCACCAGUAUGCCAAAGAAGUAAGGGACGUUUAUCAAGUGGGAUUGAAGGAGGCAAUCACGUCUGGCGGGUUUUUUGGCCUUACCGGUCUAGUUGGAAACAUCGCAGUUUUGGCAUUGCUUUACACGGGUACUUCAAUGAUAAAAACAGGAACAAUCACUGCAGGCGAUCUUUCGAGCUUUAUGCUUUAUGCAGUAUACACGGGUAGUUCACUGUUUGGCCUGUCAUCGUUCUAUUCAGAGCUGAUGAAAGGCGCGGGUGCUGCUGCAAGAGUGUUCGAACUCAACGACAGGACGCCAGCGAUACACCCAACGAAGGGGAGAGAUCCAUUAACUCUGGAUGGUAAGCCGGUGGCAUACAGUAAUGUCGAAUUUGCGUAUCCGACUCGUCACCAGCACAAGAUUUUCAAUGACUUCAACCUCGAAAUAUGGCCUGGCGAGCACGUUUGCAUUGUGGGCGCAUCCGGAGGCGGGAAGUCUACAGUGGCAUCCUUGUUGCUGCGGUUUUAUGACGUAGAUGCCGGAGCCAUUACGGUAGGCGGAGUUAACAUUAAGGAGUUUAACUUGAGGAAAUUUCGAAGAAUGCUAGGCGUAGUUCAGCAGGAGCCGUUACUGUUGAAUGGCACAAUUUUGGACAACAUCAUGUACACCGUUCCUGAACAAAUUGCGAAAGACAAGGAUAGAGUCAGGAGGGCUAUAGGGGCGGCCAAUUGCUCAUCUUUUCUGACCACUUUUCCGGAUGGGCUCCAGACGAUGGUUGGCCCUCGUGGUGCUCAGCUCUCUGGCGGCCAAAAACAGCGAAUCGCGUUAGCACGUGCGUUUUUGCUGGACCCCUCGAUUUUGAUUCUAGACGAAGCGACUAGUGCCCUAGACUCGAGGAGCGAAGAAGUUGUUGCACGCACACUGCAUGCGCGCCGAGAACGCGGCAAAAUGACCAUUUCCAUCGCACAUCGUCUCAGUACUAUCCAGCACAGCUCGCGGGUGGUUGUGCUUAAUCGCCAUGGACAAGUGGCCGAGACAGGGCCUUUCGAGCUGCUGUAUGCCAAUCCAGAUUCUUAUUUGAACAAACUACUCAAAGAGAAAGACGGAGGCGCUUCUCUCGAAGAGCACGAGACUGAGGAGACUGCGACGGCCAAUGACUCACAAGAGGGUCGUUAA